AUGUUGGAUCGUCAUCUCAAUGUUUUUGUUGAAUCUUAUGAUCGAGACCAGUUACUAUCGGCUAAUGAUGUUGAUUUAUACGAAAGUGUUGAACAAUGUAUUCCAUUUGAUCAAAAAAAUGAUCCAUGUAAGAUUGAUUUAGUUAUUUGUUUGGGUGGUGAUGGUACUCUUUUACAUGCUUCAAGUGUAUUUCAAAAAAGUUGUCCACCUGUAUUAUCAUUUUCUAUGGGAUCGUUGGGAUUUUUAACACCAUUUGAUUUUCAAUUUCAUGAAAAUAUUUUAAAUGAAGUAUUAUCUGGCAAAGUAGCUGUUUUAUUACGAACACGUUUAAAUUGUACAACUAUUAAAAACGAUUCAAAUAAUUUAUCUCCAUCAGAUGCAUCAGAUUCUUCUUCACAAACAAAUGAAACAACUACAUUAAAUAAUAUUGAUGAUAUCACUCAUCUAGCAUUAAAUGAAGUUGUUAUUGAUCGUGGACCAAAUUCAUAUUUAUCAAAUCUUGAUUUAUAUAUUAAUGAUAAGUUUAUUACGAAAGUACAAGGUGAUGGUUUAAUAAUUUCGACUCCUACUGGUUCUACAGCUUAUGCAAUGGCUGCUGGUGCUUCAAUGGUUCAUCCAAAUGUUCCUGCAAUGGUGAUCUGUCCUAUAUGUCCACACUCCUUAUCGUUUCGUCCAAUUGUUAUUCCAGCUGGUAUUGAACUUACACUGAAAGUAUCUCAAGAUACUCGUAUAAGUGCAUGGCUUUCAAUUGAUGGAAGAAAUCAACUUGAAUUACAUCAACGUGAAGGUGUAAAAAUAACAACAAGUGUUUAUCCAGUACCAUGUAUUUGUCGAUUUGAUCAAGUAGGUGAUUGGUUUCAAUCAUUAGCUGAUAUACUUCAUUGGAAUAUACGUAAACCACAAUUAAAUCUUGAUACUGAUCAAGAAAUUCAAAGUGAUGAACAAGUUCAAACUGACGAUGAUGAAAAUACAAUGGAUAAAAAUGAAAAUUUUUCCAAUCUUUCAAAAGUGGAAUCAACAACAAAUAUAUUGGUAUAA
This is a messenger RNA of Rotaria sp. Silwood2, 1038 nucleotides long. NCBI's taxonomy places the organism in Eukaryota, Metazoa, Rotifera, Eurotatoria, Philodinida, Philodinidae. The record is from the annotation of a GenBank genome assembly.